Messenger RNA from Penaeus monodon (black tiger shrimp), 783 nucleotides. Its product is annotated as protein ALP1-like. Bases 1 to 783 code for a protein of 260 amino acids. The record is from RefSeq and is a predicted model, not a curated record. NCBI's taxonomy places the organism in Eukaryota, Metazoa, Arthropoda, Malacostraca, Decapoda, Penaeidae. The transcript has a single exon.
AUGUAUCUGAAACUUCCAUCAACAUCAGAGGAAUGGAAGCAAGUGGCAAGCGACUUUUAUAACAGCUGGAAUUUUCCAAUGUGUAUUAGAGCUAUGGAUGGAAAACGCUUUUUUAUGAGGAAACCAGAAAAUACAGGAUCAGAGUAUUAUGAUUACAAGAGUCGCCAUAGUAUGAUCAUGUUAGCUCUUGUUGAUGCACAUUAUAAAUUCAUGUAUGUUGAUGUAGGAGCUCAGGCACGCUCAAGUGAUGCAGGUGUUUGGGACCGUUGUAAAUUAAGAGAAUACCUAGAAAAAGAAAAGCUACAAGUUCCACCACCUGAUACUUUGCCAUUUUCAGAUCAGAAAGUUCCAUACGUAAUUGUUGGAGAUGAUGCAUUCCCCCUCAAAAAUUAUCUGAUGAAACCUUAUCCUGGCCAGAACUUAAGUGUCGAACAAAGGAUAUACAAUUACAGACUAUCAAGAGCUCGUCGUAUUUCUGAAAAUGCCUUUGGUAUCCUUGUUGCCAAAUUUAGAGUGUUUGAAAAACCUAUUCACUCAAGUCCGGCAAACACUUGGAAAAUCAUAUUUGCAACAGUUGUUCUCCAUAAUUUCUUGAGAAAUAAUUCAAGGCAGCUGGAAAAUGAAAAUAUUGGUAAUGGUUUAGAAAACCAUGGACUUCAAAGCCUGGAUAAUGUUGGAAGAAGACCUGCUAAGAAUGCCUUGGCAACAAGAGAUAUUUUUAAGGACUACUUCAAUGGUAGAGGUCGUGUGAGAUGGCAAGAAGAUGCAGCACUCUUGAAUUAA